AUGACAGAGGGUGCAGAUGACGCCGUGGUGUCUGAGGACAACUUACUGCACAAGAAGAUUACAGAUGCUUUUCAAGUCUUUGACACCAACAACAACAGUUCAGUGGAUGUCAAGGACACUGGUACCAUCAUGUAUUCACUGGGUUGCUUCCCUUCUCAGAAAGACAUAGGUGAACUUAAAGCUGAGGUAGAAGAUAAUAACACAGGAAUUGUCUUUCUGGACAAGUUUGUCCCAGCCAUGACCAAAGUGUUGCAGGAGAACAAGUUUCCUCCGAUCUCAGAGGACGUUCUUCUUCAAGCCUUUGAGGUUCUGGACAGAGAACAGAAAGGAUACCUGGACUCUGAGGAGAUGAUAGAGUACAUGACAAAGGAAGGUGACGCCUUCACUGAGGAGGAGAUGACAGAAAUGCUGUCAGCACUCGCUGACAAUGAAGAGAAGUUCAUCUAUUACAAAGACGUCAUCAGUGAAUUGGUCUUUGAACCAGGCAUGUAAACUGCACUGUUGAAAUACAUUCUAUUUUAUUUGUAUAGCGUCAAAUCACAACAUGCAUGAUCCCAGAUCUCUGUACAGAGACAACAUCAGUUCACACAAUGAGCAAACACUAGGGGGCAGUGGAGAGAAAAAAGGAAGAAAUCUCUGACAGA
Molecule: messenger RNA, 644 nt
Organism: Solea solea (common sole)
Lineage: Eukaryota; Metazoa; Chordata; Actinopteri; Pleuronectiformes; Soleidae
Product: dynein regulatory complex protein 8-like
Exons: 1
Coding region: 1-492 (163 amino acids)
Molecular function (GO): calcium ion binding
Source: RefSeq, a predicted model, not a curated record